Messenger RNA from Lottia gigantea (owl limpet), 996 nucleotides. RefSeq lists its product as hypothetical. Lineage: Eukaryota; Metazoa; Mollusca; Gastropoda; Lottiidae. The record is from RefSeq and is a predicted model, not a curated record. The transcript has 3 exons. Bases 1 to 996 code for a protein of 331 amino acids.
AUGGUUGCUCAAUAUAUACUGAACAAAGACGAAUCUGAAUCUGUUGUAACUGUAGGACUUGAUGAUACAACAAAGGCUGCAGGUCAUAAGUUCUUUGACAUUAAAACUGAUUAUUUAACAAUAGCUGGGCCGAAUCACGAUAGAAAGUCAUUUACAACAGGCUAUAUUGAAUAUGUAUCCCACUCUGGAAAGGACGGUGCACGGGCAUAUGGUAUGAAACUACAAUGCCUAGCCACACUCUCAAACAGUACAGUUGAUGAAAUCAAAAGUCAUAUAGACUUUUGGAUCUGUGAUCGGGCAUCUGAUUGUAAAGUGCUUUUGGAGAACUUGGAUAUUGCUUUAGAAAAGACUUUGAAAUGUACUGCCCAUGUUGUUCUUGGAGUUGACUACGCCAUAGAUAAAGUAUUCCGUAACACAGAACAGCACAUUGACGUGCAAAAUUUGAUUGAUUGUGGGAAAAUCUUGAAAUCACCUUCUUCAAGUGUAUCUACAGUUGGUCUCUUUGUACAAUCAGUAUAUGGACUGUCAACGAUGAAUCCGGGAUGUAAUGAUCGCAACUGGACUGGUGUUAAAGGUUUCUUUCAGGAAAAACUUUCAAAACUGAAAACGCUAUGUGAAAAUUUUAGUAAAAAUAAAACUGGUAAAGGAAAACUGAUAGGUACCGUUUUAUGUGAAGUUGUAGAAACUGUCAAUCGUCAAUUAGCAGAAAUGGACUAUUUUGAUUCAGAAAGCGACAUUGGUGAAGCAUGUGAUCAAAACUUGAAAUUUGCACCUCUGACAAACCUUGGCUGCGAAUCAGAUUUUGGUAAACUUGAUAAUCGUCUUCGGGUAGCUGGUGGUAUGACAAGUAUUAACACACAUUCAAAUAAAAACGUUGCCACUAAUGGAUUUCUCAAUUCUGUAGACUUUGUAAAUAGCUCUGAAACAGAUCGCCGUGCUAAAUGGAAAUGGGCUGGAAGAUCAGAAGAGGAUUUGUACAGCCAGCCAUUGCUGUAA